Molecule: messenger RNA, 4237 nt
Organism: Monodelphis domestica (gray short-tailed opossum)
Lineage: Eukaryota; Metazoa; Chordata; Mammalia; Didelphimorphia; Didelphidae
Source: RefSeq, a predicted model, not a curated record
CUCCUAGGCAACUGGAGAAUCCAGUUUGCCAAGUGUUCUUGUUAGCAUCUUCCUGAAGGAGAGUCAUCUUCCCAAGACAGAGCAUGCCGCAGCAAGGAGCAGGGACUAAGCUUCUAGACACACCUCAAACAGCAGAGCACCCAGAGAUGUCAUCAGCUACUUAGUUACCUAGGUGACUGUCAACAAAUGAAACUCUGGGAUGCCUGUUCAUGUGGAAUCCUCAAAGAUCUCUCCUUUUGUGAAUAUUCAUGCCAUUCCAAGACAGUGAUGGGCUGAGAGAGUGGGCAGAAAUUCAAUGGCUUCACUCAAGUCAAAUAGCCACACUUAUGUCAGAUAUAUGCGUGGGUCCUGUCUAAGCAGAAAGAUGGCUUGGCUUGCUGUAGCAUGGAUAGAAAUCUGAUCAGGAAACUGGCUCACCCCUCUCCAAAGUUGACUGAAAUUUCUGUUUUUAGAUGGAAAAUGGAAGCAUCCAUGAUCACCUGAGGGAUAACUUCUUGCCAUAACUGAAAAGAUUUCAAUCAGCUUUUGUAUCAGUGGUGGACCACCUAUCUUAUAAUUCUCUGCUGGAAUAGAAUCAGCUCCAAUCACUUUGCACAUGGGAGGAGUUUAAUGGUAUUUAAAACCUCUUCUUCAGUUGGAAGUUCAACUAGAGAGGGAUUGGCUUCAACCUGAGACCCUGCUCUGAUCACAAUGCGGCUCCCUCUGUGCGUUAAUAGGCAUUUGGACACAAGCCAUACCUAACUGAAGUGUGUAGAUGCUUAAGUGCCUAUCAAAUGAAUAAAUGAAAAAGGACCUCAUGUCUGCCAUGAAGGAGCUUACUAUUCUACUAGGAAUAGCUGUGAAUUGAGGGAGCUCAGGAUCACACCACCAUCACGGUUUAGAGCUGGAAAUCAGUCUUAAGAGGUAAGGAAACCGAGGCACAGUGGGUGCACUAAGAAGCUUGCCUCUUAUGGCAGAGAAAUUUAAGUUUCAGAAGCGGAUUUCGAAGUUAGGUCUCUGGCACACAGUACUAUAACCUGCCCUCACCUGGGACACACCCAGCGCCGUCAGGUAGCUCUAACGUGAGCAAGGAAGAGCCUGGAGUAGCUACCUUAGUCUUUGGAUCGGGUUGUGGUGGAGCCGGGCCCUAAAGACAGGAAAUCUUCCGCAGGGUGAAAGCUGGUAAAGGUGAGAGGCAGUGGGUGCACCCAGGCUGGGGGUUCCGCCGAGACUGAGUUGAGGAACGUCGCGACUCCGCCCUGUGGCUUCCCUCUGCCGCGGCUCUCUGCUUCUGCAUUUCCCUGCCUCUGAGUCCUUCCCCUUGGCUUCCCCCAAGCCCUUCGGACACGGAGCUGGGCGCCGCGUUCGCCACUGCCCGCAGUUCGCGGCCCGCUGCAAGGUGGUAAAGAGGGAAAAAAUCAAGAUUUUCCCAGUAUGUCUUCUCUUCAGUCAUUACCACUAGCUGCCUACAGUCAAGUCACAAACCAACUGCGACCACCAAGUUCAAUAAGCAGAAGCAAGCUAAUCUGUGUGGAAUUGGUGAAUUCAGCACAUACUCCUCCAUCUCGCCCCUCUGCAAGGACUAGCUGUCUCAGUCCAGUGCCUCAAGUCUCCCUUCAGUCAGAUGAACUCUCCAGGCCAGUAAUGGAUAGACACAAGGAGAGUUCCAGAUCUCAACCAAAUGGCAUGGCAGCCAUCAAAGAAAUCUUUCUGUCUUUUUUUAACUUGCCUGCAUGGAAACCACCCUUGAGUCUUAGAAAAGCGAUGUCGCAAGCUGCUGGAUGGCAGGAGCCUGCUAUGGAAUCCUGGGAGGAGAGUAGUGACGAAGACACAGAAGAGGGACUUGGCCAAUCUAACACUGAUCUUCCUGUUAGCCACGUUGAUAUUAGAGCCACAAGGCAUAAGGCUGCCUGGAUUAACCCACAAUGUUCUGCAGAGGAACCACUCCAGUUGCUGGAUUCAUCCACCCCUGUGCCCAUAUGUGAGAACAAGAAGAUCCAUCCCCAAACGAAUCUCAGUCCCUUUCCUUUGGGAUAUUCGCCUAUUUCUCCUGGUGACUCCCUCACAGAAACCCUACUGUUGGGAGAUAAUAUUGCUACAGAAGGCAGCUCCCUCGCUUGUUCAGAAGAAACAGAUAAACACUUGUCUCUAGCUUUAUCAGAACAGCAUGUUAUGCUUCCAGAGAAGCUACCACCCGCCAUUUUAACACAGUCUAAGGUUCUAACCUCCUCCCUGUUUCCUGUGGACAGCAGUGCUUCUCACAAGCCCCUCAAGCCGAUGACCCCUCCUGAAGAAGAUACUGUCCCAACCAGCAAAAAAGCUCCUCCUCAGCAUAGCUUCUCAUCAGAGACACUGAUGCUUCCUGCUGAUGUAGAAAAGGAGAAUGCACACUUUUAUGUUGCAGAUAUGCUCAUAUCUGCAGUGGAGACAAUGAAAUACAACCUCCUGAAUCAGCAGCAAGGAGAGACCUGGGAAGGAAUAGAAAUGAGUGGCUCCCUUGGAAGUGAUCAAGCUGACUUUGAUAGGGGCUUUUAUGUGCCUGGAAAGCAAAAAUCUUCAUCUGCCACUUCAUCUGACAGUGGCUACGAAGGUUGUUCUGUAUUACAAGUUAACCCAACAACUGAAAUACCGAUUCAUCCAAACAGUCUGAAGGAGUUCUGUGAAUGUGACUCUGAUGAUUUUAUCAUUGUAGAGCUGGAAGAUUUUGACAAAAUCACAGAAACUUGUAGAUGUUUACAUGACUUCAACAAAAGAUCCAUUGAUGAACCAGGUUUCAACUCAGCUGAACUGUUAGCUAAGGAGCUGUACCGAACUUUCUGCAGGAGCUUUAAGUUGGCAGAGGUUGACUUUCAUCAGGCAGGCUCUCUGCAGGCAGACAGGUCAAUAGCUGUUAAUGAAGACAGUCUUCGAAAAGACUUUGAGUCCAGUUUGGGUGUAGUUGAGGAGAUAAAGUUUAAGUCCAGGAUUAGAGGGAGUAAAGAAUGGGCUCCACCCAAAUUUGAAAUAAUAUUUAAUGUUCAUCCACCACUCAAGAGGGAUUUUGUAGUCUCCGCCCAAAACUUUUCCUGUGCUGGCUGUGGAACACCAAUAGAACGGAAGUAUAUGAAGAGACUCCGCUAUUGUGAUUAUCUGGGGAAGUAUUUCUGUGACUGCUGCCACAGUUAUGCAGAAUCUUACAUCCCUGCCCGGAUUCUCAUGAAAUGGGACUUCCACAAAUACCCUGUCAGCAAUUUUUCCAAGCAUCUCCUGGACAGCAUAUGGCAUCGACCCUUGUUCAAUUUGUUGUUCAUCAGUCAGAAUCUGUAUAACAAAGCCAAGGAACUGGAUCGAGUCAGGGAAAUCCAAGAGAAGCUUGUUCAGAUUAAGAAGCUAUUACAGACCUGCAGAUUUGCUGAAAGGAUAUUAAAAGAUUUUGAGCAGGUGCCAGGACACUUGACAAAUGAACUCCACCUGUUCUCUCUGGAUGACCUCGUCAGGAUCAAAAAGGGACACUUGGCUCCUGUUCUGAGAGGACUUUUGAAUGCCUCCCUUGUUCAUGUGGACAGCUGUGAACUAUGUCAAGGAAAUGGGUUCAUUUGUGAAUUUUGCCAAAGCACAGCUGUCAUCUUCCCAUUCCAGACAAUGAUAUGCAGAAGAUGCCCAGCUUGCAAAGCUUGCUUUCACAAGCGGUGCUUCAGGUCAGCAGACUGCCCCAAGUGCUUGCGGAUUCAAGCUCGAAAGAAGCUUUGGCAGAGUUUGCCCUCUCUGACAACUUAAAGCCAUCUAGCUGUCUACAGUUCCCCACCUACAUUAGGGAAACUAUUGUGCUUGCCUACUGCUGGUAAUGUUGUUUUAGACAUUGUGUGUUGUGUAUAAAGAAAUGAACUUGCCAAGCACUGUAUUUCUUUGUAUAUAUUUAACUUUUUUUUAAAAAAUCCAGAUACUUGGCUAUCCAAGUUGGGGCAUUGUUACUAUUAUUUAAAAAAAAAACAAGAAAGAAAAAGAAACUUAGUUUAAAAAUGAAUGUCAAGGAGAAUUUCAGAUAAUAGUGACUUUUUGCUGCUAACAAGGUUUUUUAGAGUGUUUUGAUACUUCUUAAAUUGUAUUUGGACAAUUCUAGUUUUGCUAUUUAUACAAAGUACAGUUUCAAAAUGACUGGGCCUGUUUUUUUUAAAGCAAGUUUUAAGUAUUGGGAUAAAUUGUUGUUUCUCUUCCUUAAAAACUUGAUCGUGUGAAACUGACCAGAUCCUGUACUUUCAUUAAAAUAAUUGCAACAUCA